Messenger RNA from Temnothorax curvispinosus, 1237 nucleotides. RefSeq names its product ester hydrolase C11orf54-like. Gene Ontology annotation, cellular component: nucleus. The transcript has 6 exons. Gene Ontology annotation, molecular function: hydrolase activity, acting on ester bonds; zinc ion binding. The coding region runs from base 11 to 1057 and encodes 348 amino acids. The record is from RefSeq and is a predicted model, not a curated record. NCBI's taxonomy places the organism in Eukaryota, Metazoa, Arthropoda, Insecta, Hymenoptera, Formicidae.
ACAAUACAAGAUGGCAAUGCAGAAUGACAAUGUAAAUAACAAUAUGCAAAACGAUGAUAAUUUACCAGAAGUCAUAGAUAUGACAUGCAACUUGCAUCAACCUAGUCUCGAGGAACUUGCCUCUGUUAUGAACUUAAGUUUGGCUCAUCACUUUAAUCAUGUCGCCGUCAAUGUAGUUGAAUGUCCUAAUCUGUUGACUAGUCCGUAUUUUCUUCCCGCACCGGGAAUAUGUGGCGACGCGCAAGUAAUAGAAUUUGGUAAUCACGAACAUUUAUAUAACCCGUCAAAAAAUAAGAGAGUAUCAUGGAUUCUUCCACAAUACAUAAAUCAAUAUACCAGCGGGACUUGCCACGUCAUUGGAAACACUAUGUCUCGCGGGAUACCUAAUAAAGAUGUCGGUAUGAACUUUGUGUAUUCGUCGGAAAGAGCUUUCCAUAAGAGAGAAAGCAAUUACAUUUUUCUAAACGAAGAAGGACAGGUCGAGACAAAAUUUAUAUCUGAUUCCUGUCCUGUUCUUUGCGAUCUCUAUGGUAGCGUUUACGUUUGCAAUGGCAAGCGGGAUAAGGUUCUUGAAGUGUACGUAAAAGAGGAUCGCAAAUAUGGUCCUCAUAUGGAAAUUUUGACCCAAAUGUGGAACGCAAUUAGCUAUCGUUAUAACAUGGCAGCUACUUGUGUCGGCUUGAGCGGACUGCUUUUUAUAAGCAGUGGAAAGUUACUAGCUUCCGUUAUGCCACGAACCUUUCCGCAAACUCUGUUGCAAAAUAAGGAAGAAAUUAAUAAUUGGAACCGUAAUUUUAAAAUUUCCGCACCUAUGGUAGUUCAUAGCACAAUGUUUAACUCGAAAAAAUUAAAUAUUAUAUAUAACGAACGGUUAUAUGACAAAAAGUUUUGUACGGUUAACUCGCUCAGUAGCCAUAUAUUACGGAACCCUAAAGAAAAACUCAUAGCUAGUAGAUUGUUUAAAAAUAUCACUGCACGGAUGGAAUGCAGAGGAUAUUUCAAUGUAGUGUCUAAGCUCCAUCGCGUUGGAGCUGAAGUGAAGGACUCCCCAAAUUGAUUUUUAAUUUCCAUUUCUGUGUUCCAAGCAACGUGGCCGAUAAUAUUAUAAAUAAAAUCUUAUACAAACUACCCUCAUUCCUCUUAAAACAUUAAAAUCCUUUAACAUUUAAUAAAGUCAAUUUCCUUUUCCAAGCAUUUUCUAAAUUUAUAAAAAAGACCUACAUUUAGUAUCUUUUUA